AUGAAGAACAGUGGUACGAUAAUGAUCUCUUUUCUCUUGGGAAUCAUUUUGAUCUCGAAUUACAACUUCUCUGAGGCAGCCGGAAGAGAAAUACUCCAAGACUGCAAGCCCAGCGGGACGAUAACCGGCACAAAUCCCCCACCAGGGCAAUGCAACCAAGAACACGACUCGGAUUGCUGCAAAGCAGGGGAGCAAUACAGAACAUACACAUGUUCUCCAUCCAUAACUUCACAAACCAGAGCAACUCUGACAAUAAACAGUUUCGAGAAAGGCGGGGAUGGAGGCGGCCCGUCAGAAUGCGACAACAACUACCAUUCCGACAGCACACCCAUCGUAGCCCUUUCGACAGGAUGGUACAAUGGCGGGAGCAGGUGUUUCAACAACAUCACCAUCAGUUACAAGGAUCGUAGUGUUAGGGCUAUGGUUGUGGACGAAUGCGAUUCGACUAUGGGAUGCGACGACGAUCAUGAUUAUCAGCCGCCUUGUCCUAACAACAUUGUGGAUGGAUCUAAAGCUGUGUGGGAAGCCUUGGGGAUUUCAGACCCUGAUGAUGUUGGUUCCCUUGACAUCACUUGGUCUGAGUGA
Molecule: messenger RNA, 585 nt
Organism: Oldenlandia corymbosa var. corymbosa
Lineage: Eukaryota; Viridiplantae; Streptophyta; Magnoliopsida; Gentianales; Rubiaceae
Source: the annotation of a GenBank genome assembly